AUGGCUGCUGGGAGAUCAACUAUUAUGCGGCCUCCGCCGGAGGACCCUAACAAAUCUCCGAUUGAGAACGUGCUGGAGGUGACAGAGCUGGGCGUCUUGGGGCCGGACAUCUUCACAAACACCCGCCAACCCUGGCACCCGCCGGGCGCGCGCGGCAUCUUCGGGGGCGCCGUGAUCGCGCAGUGCCUCGCCUCGGCCCAGAAGACUGUGCCCAACGACUUCUUCGUCCACUCGUGCCACUGCUACUUCCUGCUCGCCGGCUCCUCCGAGAUCCCGAUCCUGUUCCACGUCGAGCGCGUGCGCGACGGCCGCUCCUUCGCCACCCGCACCGUGCAGGCGCGCCAGCGCGGCCGGUGCAUCUUCACGACGACCGUCUCGUUCGUCAAGGAAGGGUCCGGCGGCGAGAAGCAGGUGCGCCACGCGGCGCCGCUGCCCGAGGGCGUGCGCCCGCCGCCGGGCGACUGGAAGGGCGAGCCCGAAUGGUCGACGCACUCGCCGUUCCAGACGUACCGGAUCUCGCUGGUCGGCGGCAAGGACGCGGAGCCGCACGAGAUGAAGAGCCGGAACUGGGUGCGCGCGCGGGGGAAGAUCAGCGUGAGCGGGGGACACCAGGCGCACCUGAACGCGCUGGCGUACAUGUCGGAUAGCUACUUCAUCGGGACGGUCGGGCGGAUCCACAAGUUGUGGCGGUUCCCGUUCAAGCCCGAGGAGUUCGAUGACUUGCCGCCGGAGCUGAAGGAGCAGGUGGAGCGGCUGAACGAGUUCGAGGGCAACACGGAGGGCGGGGUGGAGUACUGGAAGACGAGGCCGCACCUGGGGAUGAUGGUCAGCCUGGACCACUCGAUUUACUUCCACGAGCCGAGGAGGGUGAGGGCGGACGAGUGGAUGUUCACAGAGAUGGAGAGCCCGUGGAGCGGGGAGGGGAGGGGUGUUGUGAUUCAGAAGAUCUUUGGCGGGGACGGGACGCUUUUGGCGACUUGUGUGCAGGAGGGCGUCGUGCGGUUGAAGCAGGAGGAGGACGCUGAGAAGGAGGAGCCCAAGUCGAAGUUGUGA
Messenger RNA from Colletotrichum karsti, 1053 nucleotides. Its product is annotated as acyl-thioesterase ii. Gene Ontology annotation, cellular component: peroxisomal matrix. Gene Ontology annotation, molecular function: fatty acyl-CoA hydrolase activity. Gene Ontology annotation, biological process: acyl-CoA metabolic process; fatty acid catabolic process. The transcript has 3 exons. Bases 1 to 1053 code for a protein of 350 amino acids. NCBI's taxonomy places the organism in Eukaryota, Fungi, Ascomycota, Sordariomycetes, Glomerellales, Glomerellaceae. The record is from RefSeq and is a predicted model, not a curated record.